Messenger RNA from Postia placenta MAD-698-R-SB12, 2867 nucleotides. RefSeq lists its product as hypothetical. The record is from RefSeq and is a predicted model, not a curated record. NCBI's taxonomy places the organism in Eukaryota, Fungi, Basidiomycota, Agaricomycetes, Polyporales, Adustoporiaceae. The transcript is spliced from 12 exons. Gene Ontology annotation, cellular component: nucleolus. Bases 72 to 2867 code for a protein of 931 amino acids. Gene Ontology annotation, biological process: ribosomal large subunit export from nucleus; ribosomal large subunit biogenesis.
UGAAUCCAGAACGCGUCAAAACCGGAGGGGCGCAACGAGAUAAACUGAGCGACGAGGAGCUGACCGAACGGAUGAUUCGGAUACGGGAGCAAAACGAGAAGAUCAAACAACGGCGCGCGGAUGUCCAAGCUGAUGAAGAUGCUUUCAAGAAGACACAAGAGGCUGAACGGGUCAAGGCGGCAAAGACCAAGAAGGUGCAGGAGAACAUCGACCGCACUCGCGAGCAAAACGCUCGCAGGAAGAUGGAGAAGAUCCAAACUCGUGAAUGGGACUCCGGGAAACCAGCCCGAGACUGGAAACCAGUCAAGAAGCCUGAGGAUGGCGAGGAUGCAGAUAAGGCGCCUCGUCAAUCUAUCGGUAUCCGUGGCGUCUCGCGCGGAGGUCGUGGUCGUGGCAGAGGACGAGCGCAACGCACAUCAGCGGAAGCGUCAGCUGAGACAAGCGAGGAACCCAAGGCUGCUGAGGAGGUCCAGUCACCUCCGGAAACAGAGGCAGCAGUGGAUUGGACAAUAGGGGCAGUACCGGAUUGCACGGCUCGAGGACGGCGUACCGGAACCUUGUCUGUUACUUCCACCAUGGGUCGCGGUGUCCUCCUAACCUCCAACCUGCCCCAGCUACAGAAUCUGAUCAAGCGCGACCCUGCGGCUUACAAAGAGGAGUUCUUGCAACAAUGGAACCACUACAACAGCAUCCGACAAAUAUUCCAAAUCAGUCCGGACGAGCAGGCUCAGCAUUUUAGGGAAUUGGUCACAUUCAUUGCGCAGGUCGCGCAAUGCUACCCUAAGGAAACGGCGGAGUUCCCGUCUCACCUAUCCACUUUGCUACUUGAAAACUAUGGCACGCUCUCGCCCGAUACCCGCAAGUCCCUCGUCCAAAAUCUCGUUAUGCUGAGGAACAAGGAUGUGAUCACCUCCAUAGUACUCCUGAAGACCCUCUUCCCCCUCUUGCCCCGCACAACGUCGACGACUCUGCGAGCACUCAUCCGAAAGACAAUCUUAUCCGACAUCCGUACGGCCAACCUCCGUACUAAAAACCACAAGCUCAACCGCGCGGUACAGGCCAUGUUGUUCGGGAUGGUGGAACGCGGCAUGGACGCAGAGGUGGUAGGGGACAAGGGAAAGCUAAGGGCUGCUUCCGGGAUGCCUGCGCAGAAUGCCACGCAGAACGGCGGUGAAGCGAUGUGGGCGAUCGUCUUGACGAAAGAACUAUGGAAGAAAGGCAUCUGGAAUGAUGCCAAGACAGUCUCUAUUGUCGCGCUUGGUUGCUUCCAUCCUGUCACGAAGGUCCAAAGCGCCUCGUUGCACUUUUUCCUUGGGAGUGAUGAGGAGAACGACGAUUCUGAUGACGAGGAAGAAGAUGAGCCAGACGUAAAGGGGCUAAAACACCGAAGAGAGAUCAAUAAGAAGACAAGAAGUGGAGAGAAGAAGAUACGGAGGACACUCAAGUCCUUCAAAUCGAAACAAAAACGGAAAGCAGACGCGUUCACACCCAAUUUCCCUGCCAUCCAACUGCUCAAUGAUCCGCAGACGUUUGGCGAGAAGCUCUAUGACAACCUGAACCGUUAUGACAAGCGCUUCUCUCUCGACCACAAAAUCCUGCUCAUGCAACUCCUGGCUCGCGUCAUGGGUGCACACAAGCUCUGCGUUCUUGGAUUCUACACCUACAUCAUGAAGUACCUCACAUAUCACCAGCUACGCAUUCCUGCCAUCCUCGUCGCGCUUGCCCAGUCCGUACAUGACCUCACGCCGCCGGAUGCACUCACGCCUGUUGUGCGCAAGCUUGCACAGGAGUUCGUGCACCCUGGCGUCGGCAGCGAGGUCAUCGCUGCGGGUAUGAAUGCGAUACGUGAAGUGUGUAGACGCCAGCCCUGGGCUAUGGAGGAAGACUUGCUUGGCGAUCUGGUCGAGUACCAGAAGAGCAGGGACAAGGCUGUUACCGCGGCAGCGCGGGGGCUGCUGCAGCUCUUCCGGGAGGUCAAUCCUGGUAUGCUCAAGCGGAGACAGCGCGGCAAGGAGGCGAGCAUGACCAUGGCAGGGGGGAACCAACCCUUACCGUUUGGCCACAGUACAGAUGCCGCCGUGGACAUCGAAGGGCUCGUGCUUCUGGAAGACCAUCUCAAGGCGCUGCGCGCGGAGGAAGGCAUUGCAUCAGGCGAUGAAAACGAGGAUGAUGAGGCUGCCUGGGAGGGCUGGGAUGUCGAAUCAUCAGAAGACUCCGAUGACUCCGGUGGAUGGAUGGAUGUUGAGUCUGACGGUGAAGAUCUUGAGAUCAGCGACAGUGAGGACGAGGGAGAGAAACGGCCAGCUAAGGGGAAAGGUAAAGCUGAUGUCGACGCCGAUGCCGAGUCAACGCAAGACCCUACACCGGUGGAGGAGGCUGCCGCGAACCGCAUCUCGUCACUUGCCACAACAAAAAUCUUGACCCCUGCCGACUUCGCUAUGAUCAACGAUCUGCGGAUACAAGCUGCUUCACAGGCUGUGGAGCGGGGCGCAGGUUCUGGCGCCAAACGCAAGCUGGCCGCCCUGGAGGCCAAAAAGAAAGCGCUCUCUCAGUCUGGGAACAUCGAAGACACGUUCGUAUCAGAGAACGACAUUCUCGGGCCUCGCAAGAAGGCGAAGGCCGAUUACGCUGAGCGCAUGGCCUCCAUCGAAAAGGGUCGCGAGGGACGUGAAAAAUUCGCGUCGCUCAAGGGCAAGAAGUCGAAGGCCGCACCGAGUAGCUCAACGAAUAGAGAGAAGGCGAGGAACAAGCCCAUCAUGAUGAUCAUCGCAAGUGGGGCCGUCCGCAGCAAGAAAAAGGCAUCGUUACGGGACAAACAGCAAAAACUCAGGGCCCACAUAGAUCGGGCAAAGAAAUCACAUCAUUGA